Messenger RNA from Effrenium voratum, 1390 nucleotides. Lineage: Eukaryota; Dinophyceae; Suessiales; Symbiodiniaceae. The record is from the annotation of a GenBank genome assembly.
GUUUUGAUUGUGACUCAAAUGGUUCGGGCAUGGAAAUUGGUAACAUUGUCCAAAUUGUGAGCCAUGUGAGCCUCAGGAACACGCAGGUACAUGCAAAGGGCUGGCAGAAACAUCCAGGUGCCAUUUCCGGUUCCGAGAUGAUUGUUUUCAUGCCCAGACAGAUGCUCACAGACGAUAUCUGCAAGUUCUUUCCGCUGUCUUUUGAUCAAAUCUGAUUUGCCAAUGAGGUGCGCUUCACUUCCUACGACACCGUGCCGUUUGAAAUCCGUGUUCGCAUAAAGGAGCUCACGGACAUCACGGUAUACAAGGAUUUUGGCGAACGAAACGACGUCUACAUCAAAGCGGAGCUGAUCACGAAAUCGGCAGGUGCAAUGUCCAAGCAUCUGAAAACCUUCCGAACAGACACUCACAGAUAUGCUCGGGAGAGGGCCAGCUUCAACUGGCAGUGGGCAUUCCAAGUGUCCGCUCCAACUCUGUUUUGCUCCCUGGAGUUCUUCGUGGUGGAUGAGGAUAGCUUGAGCCUCAACGAUGAGAUCUACCAGUCCAAGGUUCUACCACUGGAUCAGGUGAUGAUCAAGUCGUAUGAAAUCUACAGAAAGGGGCAGUCAUGCCGGAGAGUAAUCCCGCAUGAGAUCUUAUUUGACUUGGCCUCCACCCACAAUUCGGACGAACUCGCACAUGAACAGCCAGAGGAGGUCCAGGAGCGCCUCAAGAAGUCGUGCCUGACGCGGAUGCGGGUGUGUUGCAUGCGGUGCUGCGUGUGCUGCUACCGCUGCUGCUGCCGCCGCCGCCGCAAACCAGAAGUGGAGGUGCUGAAGAAGCCGGCAAAGCUCAAGUUGGAGGUGGAGGUUCUCACGUUGUCCGAAGCUGCGGAAGACGCGGUGAUGGAGUCCGACCGCAUCCCCGGCGCCGAGCCAAAGGACCGCAUGCAGUGGCAGCAUGCGCUGGCGGACCCGCCGGGGUUCUUCUACAACUUUGUGGGGCCAACGAACUACUACUUCCUUCGGAGGAGCUGCCGAUGCGUCACUUGUUUGCUGUGUACCUUGAUUCUUCUAGCCGUGAUUUACCUCGUCUGCCAGAUCAUCUUGCCCAUACUCGACCUUAGCGACCGAGUAGCUGGCACUGAAACUGGAACUGGCACAACGCGAUGACUGAUGAUAAUCUGCGAGCUGGCCGCCGCAAAGCAGGGGGCAGGGCGUGUCCUCGCUGUUCCAGUUUAUCGACGGUAUGCCCGAAUUCACAUGCCAAGUAAUUCGCAUGGGGCAUUUUCAAAGCGGCAGGCAAUGGCCAGUCAUUCUUGCUGCCUCUUUGUCCCUUUAUGUUUUGUUUACACAGCGCAGUGAGAAAUCUCCUGCGCUUUGCUGACGAAUUUAAGGCAAGUCUCCCCUUU